Molecule: messenger RNA, 2085 nt
Organism: Diospyros lotus (date-plum)
Lineage: Eukaryota; Viridiplantae; Streptophyta; Magnoliopsida; Ericales; Ebenaceae
Exons: 2
Coding region: 577-1782 (401 amino acids)
Source: RefSeq, a predicted model, not a curated record
CUGGCGCCAACAAAGGCCUACUCUCUCUCGCUCUCUCUCUCUCUCUCUUCCUUACAAUCUCUCUCGCUCACACCCCCUGCUCUCUCACUCUUAGGGUUUCCAAUCGGCUCAGCGACCGCAAGCUCCGCAGAUCGAGCCUCUUCGUCUGUUGUCAACGCAAUACCUUGGGGCUUAAGCUUGAUGGCUAAAAGUGCAUAUGUGGAGUUGAUAAUUCAAAUUGAAUGGUGAGCUACUUAUUGGGUUUGGAUGCUUCUCGUUGAAUUUUACCAAUUUUAUUUGGGUAUGCAACUUUAGCAUGGACAAGGACUUCUCCAUGGUUAGUGAUGCCAAAGAAAGCUUUUCCCAGUCGUGGUAUUGUGGAGAAAUACUUGUUUUUCUCUAAGUGGCAAACAAGAGAUAUAUGUGUUGUGGUUUGUUCUGGUUGCGGGCUUAUCAUCCUGAGGCAGCACCAGAUAUCCAACAUAAUUGUGUCUUUGCCUCUGUUGAUUUUCAGUCAUUGAGGAGGUGUACAUAUAUCAGGGGAUUUUUCUGCAUCCAUGCUGGCAGAGAGCAUGCGUGGAUUCUGUUGUUUGGGUAAUGCCCCUGUCGAGAUUUGUUACUGAUGCACUUGGUGUGGUGACUAUUUGUCUUGUUGCUCUUCUGGUUUUUCUGGGCUUGUGCUGCAUCUUGUACUUGUUCUACUUCCGCUCCCACAUCCAUGGUCAAGUUUUUGUUAAACUCAGUUAUUUCAGUGGCCCUUGGAUGAUUAGAAUUGCAUUCAUUCUGUUUGCAAUUUGGUGGGGUUUAGGCGAAAUUGUUCGUUUGGAUUUGUUUAGACAGAAGGGUAGAGUAUUGAAUGGCCUUGAAUUGAAAUGGCAGGAAACCAUAUGCAAAUGUUACAUCGUUUCGAACCUGGGGUUUGCAGAACCUUGCUUGUUCCUCACUCUCGUGUUUCUCCUUCGUGCAUCUCUAUUGAAGACAGAGAUGGGGACAAUGAGUCGAAAACGGAAUGGAAAGACGGCAGGUUAUGUUCUUCUCUAUUGUUUCCCAGUCUUAGCUCUUCAGCUGCUUGUUAUUUUGAUUGGACCAGAAUUUAACAAGGAUGAGGGUUUGAUGAACAACUUACCGCACUAUUUCACUAGAACAGCUACUGCAUUGAAGACGAACAACCGAGAUGAUGUUGCCUUCUGCACCUAUCCUUUGUUAAGCAUCAUCUUCCUAGGUCUUUUUGCUACUGCCCUAACUAUCUAUUUGUUUUGGGUUGGAAAGCGGAUUCUAAAUUUGGUCAUCAAUAAGGGUUUGCAAAGGAGAGUGUACACAUUGAUGUUAUCUGUUUACAGUUUCUUUCCUUUAAGGGUUUUGUUCCUUGGUUUAUCUGUUCUAUCCCAGCCGGAGCAUUUUCCUUUUGAAGCUCUUACAUUCUUGGCUUUUCUUUCCCUUUUCUGUUGUGCUGCGGUGGGUAUUUCCAUGCUUGUCUAUUACCCAAUUGCAGAUUCUUUAGCUCUGAGGAAUCUGCGAGAGACAGAAGCUAGGAGAAGGAACAGCAAUGAAUACAAUGACACCAUUUCACUAGUUGCUAACCAAAGCCCUCUAGAAGAAAUUGCUGAAAGUAGCCCUGGGAGAAGCUCGAUUGCUUCAGCAAAACGUUCAUCUAUUUCGUUUUGGGCUGUGGAUAAAGAUGAGACCUCCAGGGCAGUUGUGGAACUCGACCUAUUCUCUCCUAGUCACAACUCUACUCCACCAGGCUCCCCCCAACUUGUUGGGUGGCCUAUGCCGCCGCCAACACAUGUUCGUGGAUCGUAAAAGCAAAAGUAGCGUGAAGUUGGUGUUAAAAAAAAUCAUUUUUUGUGGUAAAGAAAAACUGUUUGUAUAGGGUUUUAGGUUUAAUAAGGAUUGCUUUUUGUUCCCCAUUUUUGUUUCGAUUUUAGGAGAUAUAAUGGUUUGCCUGCUGCCCGCCUGAUUUUUGUUGGUGGAACUCAUGGUCUGUCUGUAUCUCUGCUGUUUUAUUCCUAUUAACGAUUUAACAGUGCAUUCAUGUUCCAAGUCAAGAUCUAUCCUUCUAUAUACAGCGAGGAAAGAAUGUAUAUAUUGUUUUAUUUUGUUCUC